AUGGUCACAGAAAACGUAAACACUCGAUAUCCGCCUCCCUCGGCUGAUUUCGACCUUCCCGGCCGGCAUAGAGUUCCUCACCCACCGCGAUUGGAGUCUCUAGUCGAUCCACGAGCGCGAACUGCAAAUUACGGUCCGACGUCCUCACCUCACUCUCCCCGCUCAACACAUCGCCAGAGAUCACGUUCGCCUCUGCCACAGCCUCGUAACCCUCAUGAAUACCCCUGGCCACCCACUCCGCCUCACCACGUACCCUCGCAGGGUACGAGAGGCGAAUGGAAAACCCCUAGGCCCCCCGGUCGCCCUCAACUAUACGCCACACCACCUGAAACCCACCCCCCCGAAUUGGGCGCCGCGAGAUGA
Molecule: messenger RNA, 363 nt
Organism: Penicillium verrucosum
Lineage: Eukaryota; Fungi; Ascomycota; Eurotiomycetes; Eurotiales; Aspergillaceae
Exons: 1
Coding region: 1-363 (120 amino acids)
Source: RefSeq, a predicted model, not a curated record